This is a messenger RNA of Fimicolochytrium jonesii, 2136 nucleotides long. RefSeq lists its product as uncharacterized. The transcript is spliced from 2 exons. Bases 1 to 2136 code for a protein of 711 amino acids. Lineage: Eukaryota; Fungi; Chytridiomycota; Chytridiomycetes; Spizellomycetales; Powellomycetaceae. The record is from RefSeq and is a predicted model, not a curated record. Gene Ontology annotation, cellular component: cytosol. Gene Ontology annotation, molecular function: FMN binding; [methionine synthase] reductase (NADPH) activity; flavin adenine dinucleotide binding. Gene Ontology annotation, biological process: homocysteine metabolic process.
AUGACAGAGGGACAGCGCGCCAAGCGCCUGGUCGUCAUGUACGCCUCCCAAACCGGCAACGCAGAGUGGAUGGCAAAGCAUAUCCACGAAGAGUCGCUCGCUCGCGGCUACACCUCAACGUGCCACGUCCUCGACGACCACGCCAAAGCCUCGCUCGCCUCCGCCGACCACGACCCCUGGGCCCUCGUCGUCGUCGCCUCCACCACCGGCGACGGCGACCCGCCAGACAACGCCACAAAGUUCUGGCGCUGGUUGCGUCGCGCAAAGGGACCUGAACUCGAAGCGUUCAAGGGCAAGAAGUUUGCGGUGCUGGGGCUGGGCGAUACCAAUUACAGCAACUUUUGUAAUACGGGGAAACGACUGGAUCGGAAGUUCAACGAUUUGGGCGCUGUGCCGUUUAUGAAGUCGGGCUUUGCGGACGAUGCGACGGGGAUGGAGGCCGUGGUUGAGCCGUGGAUGGAGAAAUUGUGGACCGCCCUGCCUGAGGUUGUGGAUUUUGAUGAGGCAAAGGCAAAGGCGUAUGAGGAAAACGCUGAUAAGCAGUCUAAGCUGGAUCUCGGCAAGUUUGGGAACGGCGACCACUCCUCCGUCUCCGACGCCUUCACACCUCCACUCUCAACCGAAUCCCACAACCGGCUAGAGUCAGGCCCUUACUUUCCCCAACCCCUCGUUAUAAACCUCGACGCCCUCAACAAAGCGGCCCAGCUCACAGGCGUCGCGAAGAUUCCGUCUCGGUUCCUGGAGGUCACUCUCCAUGAUACUGAAACACGAUCAACGGAGGAAAGCAAGGGGGCAGGUGUCUUUCCCCUCCUGCUCAGCCCCGCGGACACUACAUCAGCGUUCGAUUACACAGCAACAAAACCCUUCCGCGCCCGCAUCACCGCCGUCCGCUCCCUCUCCGGCCCCAAAGCCCUUAAACGCGUCAUCGAGCUGAAACUCAACAUCAAAGGCCUAAAGUGGUCCUACGAGCCCGGCGACGCAUUCGGCAUCCUGUGCCCGAACCCCGACACCAUCGUCAACCCCCUACUCACACGCCUGAACCUCACCCCAUCAUCCAUCUGCGAUAUUCAACCUAAGGACGCCUCCGCAGGCGCAGCGCAGGGCCUCCCGUUCACAACGACCCAAAAACCGACAACCUAUGAAGUCUUCCGCUACUUCCUCGACCUGCACGCGUUCCCCAAAAAGGCACUCCUGCGCAUGCUCGCGGAACAUACAUCCGACCAAACAGAGAAACGUACGCUCUACUUCCUCGCAGCCAAAGAGGGUGCGGCGGAGUACAGGAAUCUCCGCACCCAACAACCUACACUGCUGGAUAUCCUCCACACCUUCCCGACCUGCUCCCCGCCCCUCGCACACCUGAUCGAAAACCUCCCCAACCUCCAACCCCGCUACUACUCCGUCUCCUCCUCCCCUCUUAACGACACCAUGAGCGAUGCAGUCACCAUCGGGUUCAACAUCGUCGAAUACACCACCGACCGACCCUUCAACAAACCCAUGGCCGGUAUAUGCUCCACCUGGCUCGACUCCCUCACCGGCCACGUCUCUCCCGGAAACAGGGACUGGGCGGAGUUAACCAGCGAAGUACACGUCCCGAUCUUCCCCAAACCCCAACCGGCGAGCGCGCACCCGUUCAAACUCCCCUCCGAUCCCCAAACCCCGAUCGUCAUGAUCGCCGCGGGGACGGGGUUGACGCCGUUCAUGAGUUUCCUUUCCCAUCGGGGGCAUCGUGCAUCGUCAGACACGGCGGCCGGGCCGACCCUCCUCAUCCACGGCCGCCGGUUCGCGACCCCGGACGCCGACGGCCUGUACGACCCUGAACUCGCGACCCAUGUCGCGGAGGGCACCCUGACGCGGUUUGUGCCCUGCCACUCGCGCGAGACGGAACCGAGCGGGCAUGUCCAUUACCGAUACGUCCAGGACGCGCUCCGCGCCCUCGGAGCCGACAUCUACGGGUACAUGACGGACGCGAAGGCGGUGGUGUAUGUGUGCGGGAGCGUGGCGAUGGCCAAGGAGGUGAACGCGGCGCUUGUGGAUGUGGUGGUGGAGCAGGGGGGUGCGGCGGAUAAACCGGCGGCGGUGGAGGUUGUGAAUGCGUGGGCGAAAGAAGGGCGGUAUUUGAGGGAUAUCUGGGCGUAG